Annulohypoxylon maeteangense is the source of this 2518-nucleotide messenger RNA. RefSeq names its product cysteine protease ATG4. Lineage: Eukaryota; Fungi; Ascomycota; Sordariomycetes; Xylariales; Hypoxylaceae. The transcript has 4 exons. The record is from RefSeq and is a predicted model, not a curated record. The coding region runs from base 678 to 2030 and encodes 450 amino acids. Gene Ontology annotation, molecular function: protein-phosphatidylethanolamide deconjugating activity.
UGUUCAUUCAUUCCCCCCUCCCUCUCCUGCUUAUCCGCUAGUUAUCCAAUGUGCAAUACCUACCUAAGCAGCUAAGGUACCUCAGUUAGCUUCCACCUAGCCAGCAAAGUCCACUAACUCUCGAGGUCAAAGAACAUUGAAAGUCCUGGGGUGGCGCCGGAUGACCAUCGACCUCAAAUGUUGCAAGGUUUGAAAGGUUCUAAGGUUCUCGACUUUUGUCGCUUCGAUCACUAAACGUCGGGUCUAUCAUUCAUCACCGAUCACUGAGCUUCUGAUAUCGUAUAUUCCGCUUGGUUUGUAGACGCUGGUAGCGUCUUGUACCUAGCAUUCUAAAGACUGAUUCGGUACAUCUCCGUCAUCAUUCAUCGACCAUCUUCCUCGAAACGUCGUCUUCUACCGCUCUAGUUAUCAACUUACCUUCCCCGUUGUCAAAAUCCAUCAUUUCGCCUCUGCGUCGUGAGAGGCUAACAGCAUCGUUUCAUCCCUCUAUUUACAAUAGACAUAUUCUUUAUUAUUAUCCUGUUUAAUUUCCUUGGUGCAUCUAGAUUCGCUCUGGUUGCUGUGAUUGCUGCUGUUGCUGUCACUACCACCGUGUCUUGGUCACAUAAUCCUAGGGCUUUGAAAAUUACUAAGAGCUCCUAUACUAAUUUCAACUUAUACCACCACGACUUCUCAAUAUGGAUACCACAGUCGAUCUUGGUAGACGCAUUGUCCAGAUGUUCUGGGAUCCCGAGCCAACCAACGAUGUUAUCCGUGAUCAACCGGUCUGGUGCCUUGGGUCUUCCUACAAACUCAACAGCAGCUCAAGCCCCAAAUCCGACCCUUCUUCCACCUCCGCUCCAGCCCCGAAUCCAAGUUCAGCUCCCGCUCCCGCCACCGCUUCCGCGUCCGAACCGUCUCCUAAAGAUCCCAUCCAAGCUCCCUCCAGGCUACCAGAAACUCCUCCCGAUUCAACCUCUAGCAGCUUUGAUUCGUCCUUAGCCUACGACGAAGCACCCCUAGAUGGGGGCUGGCCUCCUGCUUUUCUUGAUGACUUCGAAUCCAGGAUAUGGAUGACUUAUCGAUCGGAAUUCGAUCCCAUAACCAAGUCGCAUGACCCCAAGGCAUUAUCUGCCCUAUCCUUUUCCAUGCGUCUCAAGAGCCAAUUGAGCGACCAAACCGGCUUUGCCUCGGAUAGCGGAUGGGGAUGCAUGAUUAGAUCUGGUCAGAGCCUCUUGGCCAAUGCCAUGCUUGUACAUCGUCUUGGCCGAGGGUGGCGAAGAAGUAUACCAGACCGGGAGGAGAAGAAGAUCGUAUCGCUAUUUGCGGAUGACCCACGAGCUCCAUACUCCAUACAUAACUUUGUACGCCACGGCGCCUCCGCGUGCGGGAAAUACCCCGGUGAAUGGUUUGGUCCUUCGGCAACAGCAAGGUGUAUCCAAGCCUUGACGAAUUCAACCGAAGCUACGUUGCGUGUCUACUCUACCGGGGAUGGCCCAGAUGUCUACGAAGACAACUUCAUGAAAAUCGCGAAGCCUGAUGACAAUACGUUUCAUCCGACGGUUAUACUAGUUGGUACACGAUUGGGUAUUGACAAGAUCACUCCAGUAUAUUGGGAAGCCCUCACGGCAUCUUUGCAGAUGCCGCAAUCGAUUGGCAUUGCUGGUGGACGUCCGUCUUCCUCACAUUACUUCAUCGGAGUCCAGGGUCUCCACUUCUUCUACUUAGAUCCUCAUUACACGCGACCUGCAUUACCCUAUCACGAAGAACCCGAGGAAUAUACCGAAGAAGAGCUUGAUACUUGCCACACGCGAAAACUUCGACGACUCCAUGUCAAGGAAAUGGAUCCUAGCAUGCUCAUCGGCUUUCUUAUCCGUGAUGAGGAAGACUGGAGAGACUGGCGGAGGAGUGUCAAACACGUCCAGGGUAAAGCCAUCAUUCACGUGUCAGACCACGACCCUACUGCGCAUAUGCAUGAAUCGGGGGGGCCAAUUGACGAAGUUCAGACUUUGAGCGAUGAAGACGAGGAGAUGGACAGAGCGGAAGAAUAAAUCGGUAUCAGGCGCAAUGUUUCUCGGUUUGGUGUAUCGGGGAAAUACCACUAGGUAAUAGUCCGGCGUUAAGUGUGGACCACGGUGGAUUAUGAACUAACAUUGGUGAUGUAAAUAUCAUGAAUCCUUACUAAAGGAAUUUUGGCAAGCAAUGGCAGGUUACUGCUCAGGCUCCGCUUUGGCUUGGUGGUCGUUAAGGGACAGAGACGAACGGGUGACGUUUCCUUGUCGCAACGUUCGCAACGUACUGGAUUGUUAGACGGCAUAUCGAUACAAACUUCUAGGUCAUUUGAUAACAAUCAUCUACCGCUUUUUCUUGUUGGGCUUAGACGAUGUAACGAUCUUUGUGGCCGCAUGGCCAGUUUUCUUCAAGUGUUUGAAUAGCUGUGUCCUGGACUCGAACGUGUUGUUGCAGGCUGUGCACUUCUGCCGUAGAGGUUAGCAACUGCCACUGGAGCAGAACAGCUGGCCAGAUAAAUCUAUGCGAC